This is a messenger RNA of Phytophthora nicotianae INRA-310, 186 nucleotides long. RefSeq lists its product as hypothetical. NCBI's taxonomy places the organism in Eukaryota, Oomycota, Peronosporomycetes, Peronosporales, Peronosporaceae. The transcript has a single exon. The coding region runs from base 1 to 186 and encodes 61 amino acids. The record is from RefSeq and is a predicted model, not a curated record.
AUGCAGCAGCAAGAACGACUGAAUCGGCUCGUCUACUUGGCAAUUCGACGUGUGGUGCCAGAGAAGUUUCUACAUUAUCUGGAUCGAACCGUUGCUCUACCGGCGCGCAAUGAUCACAAUAAGUUUGAUGAGAUCUUUGAAGAUGUUGAAACAAUGGGCGGACGUCGACGACAAGCGCUAAAAUAG